Messenger RNA from Colletotrichum truncatum, 954 nucleotides. RefSeq names its product alpha beta hydrolase fold-3 domain-containing protein. Gene Ontology annotation, molecular function: hydrolase activity. Lineage: Eukaryota; Fungi; Ascomycota; Sordariomycetes; Glomerellales; Glomerellaceae. The record is from RefSeq and is a predicted model, not a curated record.
AUGCUGAAUUCAAUUCGUCUUUCCAUAAUCAAUCAUGCUGAGCCUUCACGUCAACCGCUGCCAGGGACCGAAAAUACCGAUUACGAACUGGACUUCAAGAUUCCCAUGAGAGACGGCCACGAGAACUCAGCUAGGCUUUUCAAGCCUGCGUCGCCAGUGAGUGACAGAGCGACCGUGGUUAUCAUUCAUGGAGGAGGGUUCACAGUUGGCCAUCCCACGCAUGUCAGCCACUACGCUCGAGCGGUAGCGAGGCUCUUUGGGACUACCGUUCUAUGCAUCACCUAUAGACUCGCCCCGGAGUUCAAGUUCCCGACUGCCCCGAACGAUGUAUGGGAUUCUCUGGAGUGGAUAUUUUCCGCCGACAACUCGAGUGCAGCAGCCCUCGGUUCUUACAACAAGGCUAAGUUCAUCAUUGGUGGAGUUUCGGCUGGGGCCAACUUAUCUGCGGUCACGGCUCAAAAGUGGAUUUCUGCUAAGAGAGCACCUAAUUUGGUUGGUGUUUGGUUAAGUAUUCCGUGGCUAUUGGAACCCGAAAUUCUACCAGAGAAGUACGCCGACGUGUGGCUCUCUCGGGACCAAAACGCCAAGGCUCUAGUUGUCGACCAAGAGACUUUGGACGUCGUCAAAGCAUUCUACCAACCUGAUGUCUCCUCGACCGACUUCUCCCCAUUCAACGACAGGAAUGCCCACAAAGGUCUUUCACCUGUAUACCUUCAGGUUUGUGGGCAGGAUCCUCUUCGUGACGACGGCAUCAUUUAUGAGAAGGUGCUGGGGGAUAAUGGCGUACCGACCAAAAUUGAUACGUACCAAGGAGUUCCGCAUGGAUUUGCAGACGUGUUGCCAACUUUCCCACUAGCUCAAAAGUACAUUGCGGACACUAUGAAGGGUUUCGGCUGGCUUUUUGGAGUGGAGACUUCGGAUUCAGAAAUUGCACAGGCGUUUGCACCAGCUUAA